GGCGGCCGUCGAGGGGGGCGGCCGGGCGCACCGCGACCCGCCAGUGCCACGGGAGAAAAUGACAUCGCGGAGAUGGUUUCAUCCAAAUAUUACUGGGGUGGAGGCAGAAAACCUGCUGUUAACAAGAGGAGUGGAUGGCAGUUUUUUGGCACGGCCCAGCAAAAGUAAUCCGGGAGACUUUACGCUCUCUGUUAGACGAACUGGAGCUGUCACCCACAUCAAGAUCCAGAACACAGGAGACUACUAUGACCUCUAUGGAGGAGAGAAGUUUGCUACGUUGGCUGAGUUAGUCCAGUAUUAUAUGGAACAUCAUGGACAGCUCAAGGAAAAGAAUGGAGAUGUUAUAGAGCUGAAAUAUCCGCUAAACUGUGCUGAUCCUACAUCUGAAAGGUGGUUUCAUGGGCAUCUCUCUGGAAGAGAAGCUGAAAAACUAUUAACAGAAAAAGGAAAACAUGGAAGCUUUCUUGUGCGUGAGAGUCAAAGCCACCCUGGGGACUUUGUUCUUUCUGUCCGGACAGGAGAUGAUAAAGGAGAGAGUAAUGAUGGGAAAUCUAAAGUGACACAUGUCAUGAUUCACUGCCAGGAUCUAAAAUACGAUGUUGGUGGAGGGGAGAAAUUUGACUCUCUGACAGAUCUAGUGGAACAUUACAAGAAGAACCCUAUGGUAGAAACUUUGGGCACAGUAUUGCAACUCAAGCAGCCUCUGAAUACUACCCGUAUUAAUGCUGCAGAGAUUGAAAGCAGAGUGCGAGAGCUAAGCAAGCUAGCAGAGACUACAGAUAAAGUCAAGCAGGGCUUCUGGGAAGAAUUUGAGACUUUACAGCAGCAAGAAUGCAAACUUCUCUAUAGUCGUAAAGAAGGUCAGCGUCAAGAAAACAAAAACAAAAAUAGAUACAAAAACAUUUUACCCUUUGAUCAUACCAGAGUUGUUCUACAUGAUGGUGAUCCAAAUGAACCUGUUUCAGACUAUAUCAAUGCUAAUAUUAUUAUGCCUGAGUUUGAAACCAAGUGCAACAACUCAAAGCCAAAAAAAAGCUACAUUGCUACUCAAGGUUGCCUACAGAAUACAGUGAAUGAUUUUUGGAGGAUGGUGUUCCAGGAGAAUUCUCGAGUUAUUGUUAUGACAACAAAAGAAGUUGAAAGAGGAAAGAGUAAGUGUGUCAAGUACUGGCCUGAUGAAUAUUCCCUAAAGGAGUACGGUGUUAUGCGUGUUAGGAAUGUUAAGGAGAGUGCAGCACACGAUUACACACUAAGAGAACUUAAGCUUUCUAAAGUUGGGCAAGGGAACACAGAGAGAACAGUCUGGCAAUACCACUUCAGAACUUGGCCUGAUCAUGGAGUCCCAAGUGACCCUGGUGGUGUACUAGACUUUCUAGAGGAGGUGCACCAUAAGCAGGAGAGCAUUUCUGAUGCGGGACCAGUUGUGGUCCACUGCAGUGCUGGGAUUGGGCGAACAGGAACUUUCAUUGUGAUUGAUAUUCUUAUUGACAUAAUCAGAGAAAAAGGUGUGGACUGUGAUAUUGACGUUCCAAAGACCAUUCAGAUGGUGAGAUCACAACGGUCAGGAAUGGUUCAGACAGAAGCACAGUACAGAUUUAUUUACAUGGCAGUACAGCACUACAUUGAAACGCUACAGCGCAGAAUUGAAGAGGAGCAGAAGAGUAAGAGAAAAGGUCACGAAUACACAAACAUUAAAUAUUCUUUAUCGGACCAGACAAGUGGGGAUCAGAGCCCUCUUCCACCCUGUACCCCAACCCCAACAUGUCCAGAAAUGAGAGAAGAUAGUGCUAGAGUAUAUGAAAAUGUGGGGCUGAUGCAACAGCAGAAAAGUUUCAGAUGAGAUGUACAGAGACUUCCAUGCAAAGGCAGAAAUGAAUAUGGUUUUUAAAAAGGUCAAGAAAGAGAUGGAAGAAGCUUCACACGAACGGUGAACUCUGAAGGCUUGGUACCUUUUUAUUUACAGUUUUAAUCCUUCAAUAGUAGGCAAAACUUAAGACCAUCUAAAGAUUGUUUAUAUCUCUUCUCUCCAAUACGUGAUUUACAAUUGCUCAUUUUCCAAAUAAAAGGAAAUCCUUUCUACAAUGUAGACAACUACUUUGUAGAGUCAGUUUUGAAUCCUGCAAACUGUUGGACUGUCAUCCAUUUGUUUUUUAAAUAGUAUUUUUGUUUCACAGUAUGGCUAUUAGUUGGGGUUUUUUCCUUAUUUGAGCAGUU
Messenger RNA from Gymnogyps californianus (California condor), 2214 nucleotides. RefSeq names its product protein tyrosine phosphatase non-receptor type 11 (gene PTPN11). Gene Ontology annotation, biological process: protein dephosphorylation. Bases 59 to 1840 code for a protein of 593 amino acids. The record is from RefSeq and is a predicted model, not a curated record. Gene Ontology annotation, molecular function: protein tyrosine phosphatase activity. The transcript is spliced from 16 exons. Lineage: Eukaryota; Metazoa; Chordata; Aves; Accipitriformes; Cathartidae.